Molecule: messenger RNA, 621 nt
Organism: Phytophthora nicotianae INRA-310
Lineage: Eukaryota; Oomycota; Peronosporomycetes; Peronosporales; Peronosporaceae
Exons: 2
Coding region: 1-621 (206 amino acids)
Biological process (GO): protein import into mitochondrial matrix
Cellular component (GO): TIM23 mitochondrial import inner membrane translocase complex; mitochondrial inner membrane
Molecular function (GO): transmembrane protein transporter activity
Source: RefSeq, a predicted model, not a curated record
AUGAGCAGCUGGAACUCGGACGACCGGUGGCAGGACUCGAGCUCGUCCGCAACAGGCUCGAGCUAUGACUCGUCGGCGACGAGCGGCCUCGAGUUCCCCGUCCUCCCCACGAUCCCGUCGGGCAGCAUCGACAUCGGCUCCAUCGCCCCAGUCUUCGGUGUGGCGGCAUACGACGACGACGCCGACUACUUGGACUACGAUAAGGCCGGUCGCCCGUUCAUGGAGCAGAUGAGCGGAUCGUGCGGUACCGCCUACUUCUCGGGUAUCAUCGGCGGCGGCGCCUACGGAGCAAUCAAGGGCUUCUCGCGCUCGCCCAGCACCAAGUUUAAAAUUAGGAUGAACUCGCUCAUGAACGGCGCAGCCACGCGCGGCUCCAAGGCUGGCAAUGCACUCGGCUGUCUGGCCAUGAUCUACAAGGCUUUCGAGUACGUAGCUGACUCGGCUGAGAUCGAGAAUAUCGUCAAGUUCGACCAGGUAACGCCGAUCCUGGCAUCGGCAGCUACUGGAGUGUUCUACAAGUCGACGGCCGGUCCCAAGGCCAUGGUGCUGGCUGGGGCUCUCGGUGCUGGACUCAUGACGGUUGUGCAGUUCGGCAUCAAGCCUUUCUACCCGCGACUAUAG